Molecule: messenger RNA, 4055 nt
Organism: Eptesicus fuscus (big brown bat)
Lineage: Eukaryota; Metazoa; Chordata; Mammalia; Chiroptera; Vespertilionidae
Gene: TIAL1
Product: TIA1 cytotoxic granule associated RNA binding protein like 1
Exons: 15
Coding region: 674-1600 (308 amino acids)
Cellular component (GO): cytosol
Molecular function (GO): mRNA binding; DNA binding
Source: RefSeq, a predicted model, not a curated record
UGUCCGGAGCGGGCUGGGGGGAGAGAGCCUGUGAGCAGGGUUCGGUGUCCUUUCCUUGUCCCCAGCUGGUGCCCGGAGCCCCCCUCCCCUUCUUCCCCACCCCCUCCCCUCCCCAACCCUGCCCUCCCCCUUGUCCCGGGAUCUCUCCGUCGCACCCACCAUGAUGGAAGACGACGGGCAGCCCCGGACUCUACAAGGACUGCUCCAUCUUCCUAGGUCUUACCCCUGCAGCACUUAGUUCACUGCCUGGAAAAUAAGAGACACACACAAGCUAAGACAUAUGGUUCUAUCAUCAGAAAACAAUAUGGUGUUUAUAGCCUAGAUACGUAGGUAACCUCUCCAGAGAUGUGACGGAAGUUCUUAUACUUCAGUUAUUUAGUCAGAUUGGACCCUGUAAAAGCUGUAAAAUGAUAACAGAGGAAAUGCCUCUGGUUGAUUCGCCACUAUUGUUUUAGACGUCUUAUUUUGGAUUUUUCUUCUAAAACUUUCCUGGGAUGAAAAACAGUGAUUGUUGAAAAGAUCUUUAUUUUAUCUGGUAUUUUUAUCCUUUCAACCCGAUAGCAGAAGGGUCAACUCUUCUGUUGGAUUUUCUGUUUUGCAGCAUACAAGCAAUGACCCAUAUUGCUUUGUGGAAUUUUAUGAACACAGAGAUGCAGCUGCUGCAUUAGCUGCUAUGAAUGGGAGAAAAAUUUUGGGAAAGGAGGUCAAAGUAAACUGGGCAACAACACCAAGUAGCCAGAAAAAAGAUACUUCCAAUCACUUCCAUGUGUUUGUUGGGGAUUUGAGUCCAGAAAUUACAACAGAAGAUAUCAAAUCAGCAUUUGCCCCCUUUGGUAAAAUAUCGGAUGCCCGAGUAGUUAAAGACAUGGCAACUGGAAAAUCCAAAGGCUAUGGUUUUGUAUCUUUUUAUAACAAACUGGAUGCAGAAAAUGCAAUUGUGCAUAUGGGAGGUCAGUGGUUGGGUGGUCGUCAGAUCAGAACCAAUUGGGCCACACGCAAACCACCUGCACCUAAAAGCACACAAGAAAAUAACACUAAGCAGUUAAGAUUUGAAGAUGUAGUAAACCAGUCAAGUCCAAAAAAUUGUACUGUGUACUGUGGAGGAAUUGCUUCUGGGUUAACAGAUCAGCUUAUGAGACAGACAUUCUCACCAUUUGGACAAAUCAUGGAAAUAAGAGUUUUUCCAGAGAAGGGCUAUUCAUUUGUCAGAUUUUCAACCCACGAAAGUGCAGCCCAUGCCAUUGUUUCGGUGAAUGGUACUACGAUCGAAGGACAUGUUGUUAAAUGCUAUUGGGGUAAAGAAUCUCCUGAUAUGACUAAAAACUUCCAACAGGUUGACUAUAGUCAGUGGGGUCAGUGGAGCCAAGUUUAUGGAAACCCACAACAGUAUGGACAGUAUAUGGCGAAUGGGUGGCAAGUACCGCCUUACGGAGUCUACGGGCAACCAUGGAAUCAACAAGGAUUUGGAGUAGAUCAAUCACCUUCUGCUGCUUGGAUGGGUGGAUUUGGUGCUCAGCCUCCCCAAGGACAAGCUCCUCCCCCUGUAAUACCUCCUCCUAACCAAGCUGGAUAUGGUAUGGCAAGUUACCAAACACAGUGAGCUGGGACUCUAAACAAAAUGGUAAUUCACAAUAGCUUCAGUUUCCUGUGACACUCGGAAGACAUGGAAGUAGACAUCGGAAAAUGGAAAUAUUUAUUUUAAAAAUGGAAAUGUUUGGAACCUUUAGCACAGCUUUGCUUUGGUGAAGGACACAUGUCUUCUAGUUCUGCCUUUUUAAGUUUUUGUUCAUGAUGGAUAUGAACAUGAUUUUUCUUUGUGUACAAAAACUAAAAUAAAGUCAAUAAAGACAAUUCUGACUACAAAUUUUAUAGGAGAAAUGGGUAAUACAUUUUGAUUACUAGAUACUAUUCCAUUUUUAUCUUGCUACUCAGUAUUUUAACUCACUGUUUUUAAAAGAGGAAAAAAAAAGGGAGGAUCGUGAAAAACUGGGAAUCACAUAUAAGUUCAUCCUGAAUCUUGACAUUACCUUCCCCUACUCUGAGGUGGACCACAUUCGAAGUCAGCAGAAAAAAGUGUGAUAUUGAGAAGAAAUGCAUGGUUUUGGAGUCGCUUUGGAGGAAAUAUUUACUUUAUGCUUAAAGAAACCUGAAGCCAGACUGAUAAAUUUUGCAACCUAAAUAAGGAACAGCAUUGUCUGAGUUACUUGAGCAAAUGUUGGUGAUCCACAUUAAGACAUAUUUUUAAGACUUUAAAAAGUGUUGAUUAUUAAAACUGUAGUAAAUUACAUUUCACUUUUGGGGGAAAAUUCCAAGUAUGGUGUUUGUAUUAAAGUCAGACAGUCAUACUUGUGCUUUUACAUGAAGUUUAAAUGAUAUACAUUGUAAAUAUUAACUACAGUGUUUAAAAAGCAUGCUUCAACCUAGAAGUAGCAAUGUAAUUAUUUGAAGUAACAACACGCUCCACUGCAUUGAAUGCAAUGGAUUGAUAAGAAUGUUUAAGACUGACAUUUCCAAGGUUGGCUACUAUGUAAAAUUAAAAUUAUACAAAUUACUAUACAGAAAAAGCCUUAAUUUUAAUUUCAUAUAAAUCUUUGAUGCAGAAAUACAUUUUAAAAUGUCAUUGCAGAUUAGAUUUUUUCUUUGCUUUUUUCCCUUUGCUUUACAUCACUUGGUAUGUAAACACCUUGAUUAAAACCUUGUAAACCAUUUCAAGGUUCCUAUAAAUUGUAAAAUACAAGUGUUUUUAAAAAAAUCUUUGGGUGUUUUUUAAAUUAGAUAUAUUUUGCCCAAUAAUUUUUUAAACAAGAUUGCUAAAACAUCUUAUUUAGACAGUUCAAUGUACCGAUUUAUGAUCGGCUCUUCGCUUGGACUAGUACACAGAGUUGUCUUUUCUUUUUGGUUACUUUGUUUUCCUGUGUGGGUAGUAUGCAUGCGAUGACACGCCUGAACAGAGGCUGGGCUGUAUGAGUGCAGUUUGUAAAGGAAUUAGCAGGUGGAGAAGACUGAGGUUUGUUUCUGAGGUAUUUUUCAGGCUAUGUGGAUAAAAUCUGCCUCGAACUUUUAUCAUAACAGGAAUGUAAAAGGGAUAAAAUCCUAUGUUAUUUGAGUUUUGACAGCUAGGGGGUGCAAAUGUUUAGGCAAUAUAUUUGAAAUGUUUUAAGGCCUGGGCACCAAAAUGAGAAAACCCUUUAUAGUUUAGUAAGUUGCAACUACUAUCCACAGAUUAUUAUUGAAACUUUUGCAAUCUUACAAUUAGCUUUGAAAUAAUGAUGGUUUUAUAAAUUGGUAACCACAAUAAUUUUGGUAUUUCCCUUUUUCCCCUAUUUAGAAAUAUAGCCAAAUGUUACUAUACCUGAAAAAUUAGUCUGAAGUUCAUCUUUGGGCCAAUUUUUUAUGACACUUGAGUUUUAACCUCAGUAGUAGUCAUCUGUUACAUUCUUCUAUUACAAAAUUUACCCUUAUUUCUUUUGUUCAUGGUGUCUUUGGGGGAUGUUAUGGAAAAGUUAUUUUACAUUUUAUAAGGAGAACACUCAAAUACAAAUUUUAUCAAUUAUGCCUCCUAAUAAAAAAUUUCUUGAAUAUAUGUGAAACUUGAACAAUUAAAGACUUAAAAAUAUAUUGAUAAAAGCCUAUUAAAUUCUCAGUUUGCCUUUUUUGGUCUGCCAGUAAAUCAAUUAGCUUAUUGCGAUAACAGCUAAAAUAUAGCUGCAGUAUUUCCUAGUUGUAUAUUCUAUGAAUUAAUAAAAGUAUAAGGACUAAUUAUAUUGCCAUAGUAAACAUAUGACUGAAGUGUCCUUCAUCUUAAUAUGAAAGAGAACAAGAGUUCAUAAUCAGUUCAGUUAGUGAAAGUUAUUUCAUAGUAAAUUGUUUUUUAAAUAUCCAAACAAAAUGCACAAUCUUAGAAUAAAACUGUCAAGCUAACACCGACCAUAACAAAGUGAAAUCAGUGCUAUUUUCAUCCAAUUGAAGCCUAAGAAUCGUUGCCUUUUCCAUGUUCAUUAGAAACAGCAGCACAGAUUCUUUGGCAUGCAAUAAAUGUUUCUUAUUUUGAGGCU